Messenger RNA from Odobenus rosmarus divergens (Pacific walrus), 2883 nucleotides. It is a transcript of the gene SMARCAL1, whose product is annotated as SWI/SNF related, matrix associated, actin dependent regulator of chromatin, subfamily a-like 1. Gene Ontology annotation, cellular component: nuclear replication fork. The transcript is spliced from 16 exons. NCBI's taxonomy places the organism in Eukaryota, Metazoa, Chordata, Mammalia, Carnivora, Odobenidae. Bases 1 to 2883 code for a protein of 960 amino acids. The record is from RefSeq and is a predicted model, not a curated record. Gene Ontology annotation, biological process: replication fork processing; DNA repair. Gene Ontology annotation, molecular function: ATP binding; ATP-dependent chromatin remodeler activity.
AUGUCCUUGCCUCUUACAGAGGAGCAGAGGAAAAAAAUUGAAGAGAACCGGCAAAAGGCUCUGGCCCGUAGAGCUGAGAAAUUAUUAGCAGAACAGCAUCAGAGCGCAGGCUCUGGCUUCUCCACUGUUGCCACCAACUCUUCCCAGUCCAAGCAGGGCCCUCCCCCAAACCUCCCCAGGGAUCCUUCUAAGCCAGUGAACCAUGGUGUUGUUUUCAUGCAACAGAAUCUCAAUAGUUCAUCUAGUGAUGACCAAAGACCGCAUUCCCACAGUUUUCAUCUAAGCACUCCAGAGCAGGCAAAGGGGAUCUGGAAGAGGCAAGGAGAUGUGCCCACAGCCUGCCCAGGCCACAGCCCAUUAGGUCAAAUGACUCUCACUGGCAUCUCUCCUCCCUUGGCACAAAGUCCUCCAGAGGUCCCCAGCCAACAGCUGUUGGGUGGUACGUUAGGUCAGGGUCAUCCUCAGGCUUCACACGAAAUCAGAUCCACACCCUUCACUAACAGAACUCGUGAGCCUUUGGCCAAAGCCAGGAGUCUCCAGAAGACACCAGCUUCUUUCUUUGGACAGCCACCCAGGGAUCCUGGAGUAGAGGCCAAGGCAGUGAGGCCCUCUACCUCGGGGCAGGACAUUUCUGACACAAACUGUGGCUCAGGGAGCGUGGCACCUGGGACAGAAGGAAGACACCCACAGAAAUUGGGGGCCUCACUCCACAAAGCAGGAAGCUCCCAGAAGGGAACGUGCAUAAGGAGUGGGGAUCGUUUCCAGGUGAAGAUCGGGUACAAUGCAGAGCUCAUUGCGGUUUUUAAGCGUCUACCCAGCAGAAGUUACGAUCCUGCCACCAAGACGUGGAACUUCAGCAUGACCGACUACAGUGCCCUAAUGAAGGCAGUCCAGAGCCUCCCCACGGUAACCCUGCAGCCUUUGGAAGGGGCGGAGGACAGCAGGGAGUCACCCUCCACUGCUGGUGUGGCCCAGACCUGCCUGCCUGCAGCUCCCUCCCUGGCCUUUGUCAAAGGGCAGUGUGUGCUCAUCUCCCGGGUCCGCUUCGAGGCAGACAUCGGCUACUCCGAAGACCUGAUUGCACUGUUCAAGCAGAUGGAGUCCAGAAAUUAUGAUGUCAAGACCAGGAAGUGGAACUUUCUCUUGGAAGAACACAAUAAACUAAUCCAGAGCGUGCGCUGCCUUCCGCAAGUUCAGCUGGAUCCUCUGCCCAAGACACUCACCCUGGCAUUUGCGUCACAGCUAGAGAAGACGUCUCCCUGUCUCACAGAACCCAUCCCCGAGGCAGAUCUUUCUGGAGUGGACCCCAAGCUUGUGUCCAAUCUGCUGCCCUUCCAGAGAGCCGGAGUCAAUUUUGCCAUAGCGAAGAGAGGCCGCCUGCUGCUGGCUGAUGACAUGGGCCUGGGGAAGACCAUCCAAGCCAUCUGUAUCGCGGCCUUUUACCGGAAGGAGUGGCCACUCCUGGUGGUGGUCCCGUCAUCUGUGCGCUUCACCUGGGAGCAGGCCUUCCUUCGGUGGCUGCCGUCUCUGAGCCCGGACCGCAUCAAUGUCGUGGUGACCAGCAGGGACCGCCUGAUGGCUGGCUUGGUCAACAUUGUCAGUUUUGACCUUCUGAGCAAGUUAGAAAAACAGCUAAAAACACCCUUUAAAGUUGUCAUCAUUGAUGAAUCUCACUUCCUCAAGAACAUUAAGACUGCCCGCUGUCGUGCAGCUAUGCCCCUCCUCAAGGUUGCAAAGAGGGUGAUCCUGUUGUCCGGCACGCCAGCCAUGUCCCGGCCCGCAGAGCUCUACACCCAGAUCAUCGGGGUCAGGCCAACUUUCUUCCCUCAGUUUCAUGCUUUUGGACUUCGCUACUGUGAUGCCAAGCGGCAGCCCUGGGGAUGGGAUUAUUCGGGCUCCUCCAACCUCGGCGAGCUGAAGCUCCUGCUGGAGGAAGCGGUCAUGCUGCGACGCCUCAAGUGUGACGUCCUGGCCCAGCUCCCGCCCAAGCAGCGCAAGAUAGUAGCCCUUGUCCCUGGCCAGAUCAGCACCAAGGCCAGAGCCGCCCUGGACGCCGCGGCCAAGGAAAUGACCACCAUGAACAAAACUAAACGGCAGCAGAAAGAAGCCCUCCUUCUCUUCUUCAACAGAACAGCUGAAGCUAAAAUCCCAUCUGUCAUUGAAUAUAUCCUGGACCUCCUGGAAAGUGGAAGAGAGAAGUUUCUAGUAUUCGCACACCAUAAGGUAGUCCUGAGUGCAAUUACAAGAGAGCUUGAGAAAAAGCACGUGCCGCACAUCCGCAUUGACGGCUCCACCUCGUCAGCAGACCGAGAGGACCUGUGCCAGCAGUUCCAUCUGUUCGAGAAGCACGCCGUGGCCGUGCUGUCCAUCACCGCUGCCAACAUGGGCCUCACCUUCUCCUCGGCUGACCUGGUGGUGUUUGCCGAGCUGUUCUGGAAUCCAGGGGUGCUGCUCCAGGCUGAGGACCGGGUGCACCGAAUUGGACAGUCGAGCUCCGUGAGCAUCCACUACCUCGUGGCAAGAGGCACAGCUGACGACUACCUCUGGCCCCUAGUUCAAGAGAAGAUUAAAGUUCUGGGUGAGGCCGGACUUUCUGAGACCAAUUUUUCAGAAAUGACAGAAGCUACUAAUUACUUCUACAAGGACCCAAAGCAGCAGAAGAUCUAUGACCUCUUCCAGAAGUCCUUUGAGGAGGAUGGAAGUGACAUGGAGCUCCUGGAGGCAGCGGAAUCCUUUGACCCCGGAAGUGCUUCCGGCGCACCUGGAAGUGAUUCCCAGGACGUGGAAGACACAGUGGACGAAAUAACGUUGAUGGGCAGCCCCGUGAAGAAAAGGAGAUACGAAUUUUUUGAUAAUUUUGACAGCUUUACCUCUCCCCUAUAA